AUGUCGUCGUCAAAGCUCAGGAUAUUGGUGCCAGUCAAGCGGGUCAUUGACUAUGCUGUCAAACCCCGCGUCAAGGCCAACAAGACCGGCGUCGAAACGUCAGGCGUCAAACACUCUAUGAAUCCUUUCGACGAGCUCUCGGUCGAGGAGGCUGUCAGCCUACGUGACAAACGCAAGUUACCGGUUGAAGAUAUUGUCGCCGUCAGCGCUGGCCCGGCCAAAGCUGUCGAGACUCUGCGGACCGCCAUGGCUAUGGGCGCCGACCGGUCUAUCCACGUUGAAGUGGCCGAAGACAAGCCUCUGGAGCCGUUAGGCGUGGCAAAGAUGCUCAAGGCCAUUGCGGAGCAGGAGAAGAGCAACCUGAUCUUUCUAGGCAAGCAGGCUAUCGAUGACGACAGUGGCCAGACAGGCCAGAUGCUUGCCGGACUACUGAAUUGGCCCCAGGCGACGCAAGCGAGCGAGGUUACUAUCUCGGGAGAAGACGUCACGGUAGAGCGAGAGGUUGACGGCGGUACCGAGACCCUCAAGGCGAAGCUGCCGAUGAUCAUCACAACUGAUUUACGACUGAAUGAGCCUCGCUAUGCGAGCUUGCCAAAUAUCAUGAAGGCCAAGAAGAAGAAGGUGGACAAGAAGACGUUGCAAGACCUUGGUAUCGAUUCCGAACCUAGACUGAAGACUGUCAAGGUGGAAGAGCCUCCAGCACGGCAGGGAGGUGGGAAGGUUGAGGAUGUGGAUGGCAUGAUCAGCAAGCUGAAGGAGUUGGGUGCUCUGUGA
Messenger RNA from Cyphellophora europaea CBS 101466, 774 nucleotides. RefSeq lists its product as uncharacterized. Gene Ontology annotation, cellular component: cytosol. The record is from RefSeq and is a predicted model, not a curated record. The coding region runs from base 1 to 774 and encodes 257 amino acids. The transcript has 2 exons. NCBI's taxonomy places the organism in Eukaryota, Fungi, Ascomycota, Eurotiomycetes, Chaetothyriales, Cyphellophoraceae. Gene Ontology annotation, molecular function: electron transfer activity.